Messenger RNA from Fomitopsis serialis, 2967 nucleotides. Its product is annotated as RNA-binding protein Prp24. Gene Ontology annotation, molecular function: protein binding; RNA binding. The record is from RefSeq and is a predicted model, not a curated record. The transcript has 24 exons. Gene Ontology annotation, biological process: RNA processing. Bases 1 to 2967 code for a protein of 988 amino acids. Gene Ontology annotation, cellular component: ribonucleoprotein complex. NCBI's taxonomy places the organism in Eukaryota, Fungi, Basidiomycota, Agaricomycetes, Polyporales, Fomitopsidaceae.
AUGGACGAAACUGACGCUCUGGAGGCCUUGUCUAAUAUCCUAAACCGUCUGACGGAAGAUCCGUACGACAUCUCUCUCCACGUUGAGCAUGUACGCAUUGCUCAGCAGACCGGGAUGGAGGACCAGCUGGACUCUGCUCUGGAAAUGGUGACUGCCUUCUGGGCCGCAGGAGAUUACGUCUGGUUACCGCUCAUUGAGCGCAAGAUCCAAGCGAGUAACUUGGAGUCUCCAGAGGACCUGCAGGGGAUCCUGGACUUGUUCGGUCGGGCAGAGCAGGAUUACUUAUCUAUGCCCUCGCUGCGGAAACAUUUUGAUUUUCUCGUCGAACGAUAUGAGCAUUUUACUUCUUCAGAGAUGAAGCCAGAUGAUCUGGGAGUCUUGUUCUCGGUGUCUUGGAUGCACGCAGCGAUGUCGGAAGUCGCAUCCAAGGGUAUAGGCCAUUUGACGGAGAGCCACACGUUGUGGGAUGCGUAUAGGGAUUGGGAACUUGAGCAAUUACAGAAUGCAUCCCCGGAUGAGAGAGCAGCAUCAAUACACCAAGUGGAUUCGAUGCUUCUGGAGCGCCUCCAGCAACCUCACUCCAACCACGACGAGACGUUCCAAAGCUAUUCCAGCUUUACGACAAACUUCAAGCCCCCAGAUGAAUAUGAAUUACUUAUGGUAGAGGCUUCAAGAUGCGUUCGCAGGCCACCCUUCGUCUUGCAGACAUUGUAUGAGCGGGCCAUUGCGGAAGCCGACAAGCGCCGCUGGAAUGGAGAGGCCAACGCCGAGACUGUCUUGCGUUCUUUCUGGAUUGGUUAUCUCGACUCUUUGAGGAUACAAGAAGCAGAGAAGGAUGUCCAAGCUGCCACCUUCCAGAGGGCGCUCAAGAGCGUGCCGGCGUCUGGGGAGGUAUGGGCGCGGUACAUACGUUUCCUGCAACGUUUCAUGCUUGCUGAUAAUGAAGAGACCGGAGUUGCAGCUACGUAUGAGAAAACCAAGGCAAUACGACCUCUUCAGGCGGAUGCUGAACAACUAGUGCCGGUCGUCCUUGCUCGUGCUAGUUACGAGAACGAGCUGAUGGGAGACUGGUGGACCACUGGUAAAGACAACUUCGGAACACUCGAGGAGGUCAUUUUGGACGGUAUUAAAAGGAUCAGGCAAGCGUCGCCAGCAGGUGAUCCUAGGGUCCGAGUCGAGAAGUUCUUCGCUGGCGUCCUGUCCCGGCUAGAAGACAAGUCUGAGCGCAUUGACGAACUGUGGGACGAUGCUACCAAGCACUACAAGACGAGCUAUAUCGCCUGGACUCACUACACUGAGGCGCUGAUCCAGGCAAAAGAGGAUUUCGCCGCACGACAUGUCUUCAAGGACAUAUGUAUGAAGAAUUUGGACUGGCCCGAGGCCAUUUGGGACGCAUGGAUCGCGUUCGAGCAAGUACACGGCAGUGUCAAGUCGCUUGAGGAGGCCAUGGACAAGUUGAGUGAACGCCCACUCUGCCCAGAAGCGGAGAAAGCGGAGUACGCUGCGAUGCAGCUCAUCGCAGAGCAACAAGCGAACAUGGUAUCGGUUGCUGAUGCGCCCGUACCACCCGUAACGGGCGGAGAGUCUGGAGCGGCACCUAUGGACGUUGAUCCAGGUCCAAGUGCGUCUGCUGGCACGAAGAGAAAAGCAGAGGAAGAAGUUACUUCGGAGGAUGCCAACAAGAAGGCGAAGACAGUGACCACUCACUGUUGUCUCAGCGAUCGCGAAAACUGUACGGUCUUCGUCGCAGAUUUGCCUGCAGGUGCAAAAGAAGACGAUCUCCGAGCACUAUUUAAGGACUGCGGGCCCAUGCGGGAGAUCAAAAUGACUCAACUUCCAAAUUCCUUGGUGGCAACUGUCGAGUUCAUGGAGCGGGAUAGUGUUCCUGCUGCACUGACAAAAGACAAAAAGCGCAUAGACGGUCAGGAAGUUGCGGUGCACCUUGCAUGGCAGUCUACGUUAUACGUCACGAAUUUCCCCGAGAAGGCCGACGACAAGUUCAUUCGCAAUCUGUUCGCGAAGUACGGAACAAUUUUCGACGUACGAUGGCCCAGCAAGAAGUUCAAGAGCACUCGACGUUUCUGCUACGUGCAAUUCACGUCUCCGCUAUCUGCGCAGACAGCUCUGGAGCUUCACAACCAGGAGCUUGAAAAUGGCCUGACCUUGAAUGUCUACAUCUCGAAUCCUGAACGCAGGAAGGACCGGUCGGACGCCGAUGCCAAUGAUCGGGAGAUAUACGUUGCUGGCUUGAGUAAGUUCGCCAACAAGGAGGAUCUGGAGAAUGUAUUCAAGACGUAUGGUGCUGUGAAAGAGGUCAGGAUGGCUCUCGACAAUACAGGCCGCCCGAAAGGCUUCGCUUUUGUUGAGUUCGAGAAUGAGCAAGAUGCGAUGGCUGCACUAAGUGCCAACAACCAUGAGCUAAAGAAUCGACGUAUGGCAGUGACGCUUGCAGAUACGCGUGUCCGUGCACGGGCCAAGGAUCCCAAUGUCCGUGCAGAGAUUCGCAAUCGCACUGUUCGCGUCCGCAAUUUGCCUGCCAACACGCAGGAAGGGCUAUUGCAGCAAGCACUUGAAAAGCUCGCGCCUGUCAAACGGGUCGAAGUUUUCGCCGACAAGGCAGAAGCGGAGGUUCAAUUCGAGAGCGCAGCAGAUGUCGGGAAGCUGUUCCUCCGCACAGAACCCGUGGUAUUCAACGGGAAUACUCUGGAGUUAGUCGACGACACCCCAGGAGGAACCCGUGCGGCUCGCCAUCCAGCUUCUACUGCCCCGCCACCCACUGCAGGACCGAGCAUGUUCAUUCCUCGCACAGCGGCGUCCAGACCCAGGGCCGGUUUGGGCAACAAGAAGCGUGCUACUGCUAUAUCUGCUGCCGCGAGAACAUCUGAUACUACGGCUGGCGCGAACCCGAAGGGUUCAGCAUCAGCGCAGGGAAAGGGACAGGACGACUUCCGGAAGAUGCUGGGAUGA